Molecule: messenger RNA, 529 nt
Organism: Vavraia culicis subsp. floridensis
Lineage: Eukaryota; Fungi; Microsporidia; Pleistophoridae
Exons: 1
Coding region: 1-378 (125 amino acids)
Source: RefSeq, a predicted model, not a curated record
AUGACACCAAAAUUAUGGACUAUAUUAUAUUUUAAUGUGAAUUUUAGUACCAAAUAUUUGAAGAAUGAUGUACUGAUAAACUAUAUGGGUAUGAGAAGCAGAUAUGAGGGAAGAACCAAGGUCAUGUGGCUUUUCCUUUCUGAACGAUGUUGGCAUGAUUUACUACAUUUUCUUGAUUCGUCAGUCUUGAGGUUGCUCUUUGCCGUCAACGUAGGACCUUGGUGUUUAAUAUGGUGUAUUUUAGUUUCAGGUAUCACAAUUGCACUGGCAAUAAGGGAUCUCCUGGAGGUUAUGUCUGUCGCAAUAAAAGCUUGCGCUUCUUCAUGGGUGUCACCACUUUCUACCCUCACCAACGAGUUGACACUUUAUAUUCCUUGAACAUGCCUCCUGCUAGCAGUCUCUUUUGUCCGGCGACCUGGUGACUUUUUAAACAUUUCCACAAAACCCUUGCAAGCGAAUAACUUUGUCUUAACGUCUGGCUACCAGGCUUAGGAUUACAUAAUGUGUGAAAAUAUGCUUCGCUGAUGAU